Melitaea cinxia (Glanville fritillary) is the source of this 1029-nucleotide messenger RNA. RefSeq lists its product as uncharacterized. The record is from RefSeq and is a predicted model, not a curated record. The coding region runs from base 1 to 930 and encodes 309 amino acids. The transcript has 5 exons. Gene Ontology annotation, molecular function: carbohydrate binding. NCBI's taxonomy places the organism in Eukaryota, Metazoa, Arthropoda, Insecta, Lepidoptera, Nymphalidae.
AUGCCCGUUUUCACUGCAAAUAUUCCAGCAGUGCUUAAAAUAGGAGACAGGAUUGAAAUAGGUGGUAAAAUUAAGGAAAAUGCUCGAAAAAUGUCAGUAAAUCUUUGCACGCAAGAGGGCGAAGAGCCAAGAGACGUGGUCCUUCACUUUGACGUACGUUUUCACAGAGACAACAUAAUUUCACUGUCAAGGAGAAACGGCGUCUGGAUCGGGAGUGGGAACUUAGACACAAAUUACAACAUGUUUGUACCUGGUACAAUAUUCCGAAUAGUCUUUGAAGUCAAGGACACGGAUGUAAUAACUAUUUACUGCCAAGGGAAGUUCCAUUCUAACUUCUUACCAAAGAUCCCUCUCACCAUGGCGAGGUACCUCGUCGCUUGGGCUGACGUAGAAAGAAUUACACACUGCUAUUUCCAUAUGUCUGGGAAGGGUGUAGGAGAUGAAGUAGCUACUGGUGUUGCGCCAUCGCAUUCACCGCGGCCAGGAAUAACGCCACUCGUCGGAGAUACAAAAAGAGGCAGUCCAAGACCAAAGAAGUAUCAAGCUUCUCCUCAUUCUUCAAACGAAAGUUCGGAUGACGAUCAGAAAUCGCCAGCAAAAUCAGUCCGCGCGGAUAAAUAUUUUUAUGACACGUUAAUGUGUCAACCACCAGAACAAAAAUACGGUUCACCGGAAUCAUUAAAAUAUCAUCGUGAUUAUAGUCAAGGAAAAAAUAAAUUAGAUAAUCGAAAAUACAGAGAUUUAUCGGAUACAGAUAAAAAUGAUACCGAUGUAUCCGAAGAGGUUGCGUCAAAAAAUAUUGAUUCAUCUUUGGCUGAAUCGGAUGACAUCUUGCCCGAAAUGGCUAUGAAAAAAAGAAUAAGACGCGGGAAAUUUGCUCCGUUCGCUCAAGUUGUUAAUUUUAUGGGGAAAAAUGCUAAAAGGAAUUAACAAUUGCUUAAAAACGUUUUAAUUACAUUUGUUUUUUAUUUAUGUUGUGGUUUGUUAUAAUUUCUGUGAUCAGUGUAAGUAAAGUUAGGAUUGAAAAUA